Phycomyces blakesleeanus NRRL 1555(-) is the source of this 1866-nucleotide messenger RNA. RefSeq names its product helix-loop-helix DNA-binding domain-containing transcription factor. The transcript is spliced from 4 exons. Gene Ontology annotation, molecular function: protein dimerization activity. The record is from RefSeq and is a predicted model, not a curated record. Lineage: Eukaryota; Fungi; Mucoromycota; Mucoromycetes; Mucorales; Phycomycetaceae. The coding region runs from base 1 to 1866 and encodes 621 amino acids.
AUGGAUAUGUCAGGCUUCCAACUCGAUGGCAUAAAUGACAUGGACAUGUUAAGGUCUCUUUCCAACAGACACUCCCAGGAUCAAGAUCAAUCAAUCAAUAUGGACGAGUCCUCUUCAUUCGAUCAUUUCUCAAAAGACAUUGACCUCCUUUUCCAAACCUCCCACGCCAGUGCACCCACUGACCUUAAUUCAUUUCUCUCGCCUUACCAAUCCACAGCAAAUACUCCGCAAAAGCUGAUCAUAACCUCCACACAUAUGUCUCCUCUCUAUCCACAUCCUCAUCUAUCUUCUAACCCUGUCAGUCAAGAAUUCAUGGACCAAGAUGACAUAUUUACCCCUCUUGUAUCUCCCGCCAUGACGCCCUCUUUUACCUACCAGUUGCCCCAGAAACACCACCCGAACAUUCCCCUAACCACAGAGAUGGACUUUUCUCCUCUUUCGUCCCCAGCGAUCAUGCCCCAACUGGAUAGGCAACACAGUCGGGAUACUUCCGGAAAUCCUAUAUUUGGGUCUCAGUUCUCAGCUACAUUUGAUAAAAUGUCCUCGACUCAAAUAUGCGAACAAUACGAACAAUUGGAGCAAGCCAAGAUUAUGAUCACCCGGAAGUUGUCUGAAUUGCAACAGAAACAGCAACAACACUUGCAGCAGAAGCAGCAGCAAAUACUACAGCAACAACAACAAUUGCAGCAGCAACACCAACUACAAAUUCAAAAGCAACAGCAGGCUCAGAAAAAGGCUCAAAUGCAAGUUGUCUUUUCUCAAACUGUUCAACUUCCUCCAAGUUAUACUGAAGCCACAAGCCCUACAACAAUGGCUUACACUAUGCAGAGCUUCCAGCCGGCCGUGGUUCCUGAAAAACCGAGUCACCUUGAGCCUGUAACGCCAGCAUCUUUAAUGAAUAUGAAAAUGCAAUCUCUCAGCAUACCACCCAAACGGCUUGCGAGCACAAAUCAGCCUCCUGCGUUUGCACCGAUCCUGACUUCCCAGAUAGAGCCAGUUGUAGCAUUGUCACACUCACUCUCGGACAGCUCGACCCAAAGCCUUGUUCUCACUCCUACCGACACUCCAAAGACGCCGCCACGUUCCUUGUCGGCAAAGACUACUAGGGGCUCGACAGCAAACUCUGCGGGUCACAAGAAAAUAUCAUCGACACAUGCUUCAGAUGCAGCACCCAGGCCUGUGUCCAAAAAACAGCGCCGAGAGUCCACGCUUACUCACACAGAUACCAAAUCCCUGAUCUCUCCUUCACCACGUGCACUCAAGCCACUCUUACUUAGUCCCACCCUUACGGCUGGUCUGGAGUCGAGUCCGACCCGGUUGAAUGCCGAGCGCAUAUUGGCUACUCGAUCAAAUUACCAAAACCUAAUGGAAGGCAAAGCUGCCGCGCUAGGUAUCGCGUUUAUGCCACACAUCAAGAGUGGUAUCGAAGUCCGUCGGACAGCACACAAAGCUGCCGAGCAGAAGCGUCGCGACUCUCUCAAAGAAUGGUUUGAGCGGCUACGUCGGGAAGUCGAAGAUGGUUAUGUGAAGAAGAAAUCUGGGUUGGCGUCAAUUGUGAUUCGUGAACAAGAAAGGGAGGCUAGAGGAGAAAUUGAGGACACAAGUGGUGGAGAGAGCUCCAAGACCAGACAGAGUAGUGCGGAUGAAGCUGACCAUUCUGAAGGAGCCGAUGAGUCAGAUGCAGUACUAAAGCCGUUGUCCAAAGUACUUUUAUUACGAUAUGCCUAUGAAUAUAUCUCGACACUCAAGACAAGUGUUUCGAAUAGAGAUCUUCGUAUACUCGAACUCGAGGAAGAGAAUGCCAGACUUCGACAGGGAUCAGCAUCCAAAGAGAGCUCUCCCCCAGAAUCUCCUUACACCGCCUAA